UGAACAUUGCGCUUUUUUGUUUUUGCUUUUUUUUUUUUGUUUCUCUCUGGUUCAUUUUCCAUGGAAGGACCUUGAGCUCUGCUUCUCUUCUCUCGUCAAAGUUCGUGUCUUUCACUACUCACAUGUACACACUCUCUUUCUCGUUUAUUUGAACUUCUCUGUUUCUUCUUCUUCUCUCUCUACUCUCAAGAUAAAAACAAGUCCUGAAAAAUUAAGAUCUGAUGUCUUAUCGAUUGUUAAGUGUGGAUAAAGAGGAGGUGGAUAUAUCACCUGGUUUGAAAGAACGUAACUACUUGGGCCUCUCUGAUUGCUCCUCUGUUGAUAGCUCAACCAUUCACAACCGUGUUCCAGAUGUUGAGAAGAGCAAUCUCAUUUUUAAAGCUACUGAACUGAGGUUAGGUCUUCCUGAGUCUCAAUCUCCAGAGAGAGAAACUGACUUCGGUUUGCUUAGCCCGAGAACACCUGAUGAGAAGCUUCUCUUCCCGCUGCUACCUUCUAAAGAUACUGCUUCUGCUACUAUAGGGCACAAGAAUGUUGUUUCUGGAAACAAAAGAGGGUUUGCUGACACUUGGGAUGAGUUUUCGAGUGUUAAAGGAUCUGUUAGACCUGGAGGAAUCAACAUGAUGUUGUCACCGAAAGUUAAGGAUGUGCCAAAGAGUCUUCAAGAAGAAAGAUCCCAUGCUAAGGGUGGCUCGAACAAUGCACCAGCUGCCAAGGCACAGGUUGUUGGUUGGCCUCCAAUCAGAUCAUACAGGAAGAAUACAAUGGCUUCUUCUACUUCAAAGAACACUGAUGAGGUCGAUGGGAAACCUGGUCUUGGUGCUCUAUUUGUGAAAGUGAGCAUGGAUGGUGCCCCAUAUCUGCGAAAGGUCGACUUGAGAACUUACACUUCCUAUCAACAGUUGUCUUCUGCACUUGAGAAAAUGUUCAGUUGCUUCACUCUUGGUCAAUGUGGACUUCAUGGUGCUCAAGGAAGGGAAAGAAUGAGCGAGAUCAAACUGAAGGAUCUUCUUCAUGGAUCAGAAUUUGUGCUUACUUACGAAGAUAAAGAUGGUGAUUGGAUGCUCGUUGGAGAUGUCCCGUGGGAGAUAUUUACUGAAACAUGCCAGAAACUGAAGAUCAUGAAGGGAUCUGAUUCUAUUGGCUUAGCUCCAGGUGCAGUGGAGAAAUCAAAGAACAAAGACCGAGUUUGAAACUAAGAAGCUCAAGACAAAAUACUAUGCACAGUUCCAAUGUUUAAGACUUCUUUACUGAUGUGUUUGAAAACUCUUUAUGUAGUCUCUUUUACAAAUUUAUGUUUUUAAGACUUUGGAAUCUCUUAUUUGUGUGUGCUUGUUCAAAACCAAUACAUUCUUCUUAUGUGUGUUUCUACUUUCUACUAUGAUCUUCAAGACUGUUUUCUCCAUUAUCUUAAAUUGAAAACCUACUUUUUA
This is a messenger RNA of Capsella rubella, 1433 nucleotides long. RefSeq names its product auxin-responsive protein IAA8. Gene Ontology annotation, biological process: regulation of DNA-templated transcription. The coding region runs from base 222 to 1193 and encodes 323 amino acids. The transcript is spliced from 6 exons. Gene Ontology annotation, cellular component: nucleus. NCBI's taxonomy places the organism in Eukaryota, Viridiplantae, Streptophyta, Magnoliopsida, Brassicales, Brassicaceae. Gene Ontology annotation, molecular function: protein binding. The record is from RefSeq and is a predicted model, not a curated record.